This is a messenger RNA of Eruca vesicaria subsp. sativa (arugula), 432 nucleotides long. The record is from the annotation of a GenBank genome assembly. NCBI's taxonomy places the organism in Eukaryota, Viridiplantae, Streptophyta, Magnoliopsida, Brassicales, Brassicaceae.
AUGUUCUCUGCAAUAGUUGCUUGGUUUGAGUGUAAAGCAACUGUUGAUGUUGUUGUCCACGGUUCUCCUUGGUAUUAUAUUGGCUGUCGUGUGUGCCAUACCAAGGCAACCAAAGGACCUACCUCUCUCAUGUGCAAGAAAUGUGGUAAACAUGAAGUAAAUGGUACAAAGCUGUCUGUUUAUGAUAACAAUGACCAGGCGGUUUUUGUUAUCCUUGGUGAAGCUGGGCUUGAGCUGACUUGGAAAAAGGCAUUAGAGAGGGUUGAGAGCUACCUUGAGGUCAAUGAGAGCAUGGGUGAUGAUCACUUAAUCCCGGUGCCACAGACCUUGGUUGAUAGCAUUGGACGGACAUACAGGUUCACUGUCAAGGUAUCAGACCACAAUCUUAGGCCAGACACACGCUUCGACUUUCACAAAGGUACUCCCUCUUGA